Molecule: messenger RNA, 1019 nt
Organism: Symbiodinium necroappetens
Lineage: Eukaryota; Dinophyceae; Suessiales; Symbiodiniaceae
Source: the annotation of a GenBank genome assembly
AUGGCCGCCGAGCUUCUUCGUGUGCGACACACGAGCAGCUUCCUGGUUUGUGCUGCAGCCGCCAAGCUCCAUCCGGCCAAGAAGAGGGCGGGAGAUCUGCUGCCCCUGGUGGGGUUCAAGGAUGAGGGUGCUGAGAGCCCGGGCAAGAGCACUCGCACGGGGAUUCUGGUCCACGGCUGCCAUCUCAGUGCCGAUGGCUGGGAGCACAUUGUGUGGGGUCAGCCGCCCCACGAACUUGGUCGGCUUCCUCAUGCUGUUCUGUUGGCUUGGGAGGAGCAGGCCUCGGUGGUCGUGCUGGGAACCGGUGCCUCCGAGAAGGACGGCUUGAAGGAAAGUGAGUACACCUUGCGCUACCUUUGGGAGCACUGGGCGCAGCUGUCGGAGUUCGAGCCCCUUCAGCAGGUUCCGCUCACGGAAGCGCGAGGGCUCCUAGAGGCGAUCCUGGUUCUCGAUGUGGCCACGCAGAACACCGACCAGGAGGUACGAGAAGGUCUCCGAGUCAUGACCGAAAAGAGCUGCCACCAUGCCGUCCUGGUUUCUUCUCCGACUCACCUGCCGAGAUGCCUGGCUUGUGCCUGCAAGGUCGUCGAAGGGGAGCCGGACCUCUUCCAUGGCCCCAUCUAUGCAAGUCCCUCUGACACUUGCUACGAGGGCGCUCAGGCCAGUGAUGUGGUGGUGGUUGACCCGCUGAAGUUCCACGACUUGGUGCGGAGAAGUUACAAAGUCCCAAAGGAGAAGAAGGCUGACUUCCUGAAGCGGUCUGUGGUGAAGUCGGCUCCGGCGGUUCUGCAGGAGCUCAAGAGACGAGGCUACAAGCUCGCCAUUCUCUCAAAUGCUGCGACUCCGCAGUAUACGCAUGUCCUGCAACACGAGGGCCUGCGAGAAAUCCUCGACCCGGCGCUUUGCUGCUUCUCCUUUCAACUGGGGAUCGUGAAGCCAGAUCCUCGGAUCUUCGCGCACAUCUGCACAGCAGCGGGAGUUCCUCCAUCCGCAGCGCUGAUGGUGGGCGACAGUGUCAG